UUGACCAGGGCAAAUAUCCAUUUCAAAUAAAACUCCACAAACAGUUGACUUUAAUUUUGGUAUAUCUUAAUUGUUCAUACAAACUCCACAAACUCCAUUUUCUUAUAUUAACAAAUCAAAGGAUGGUUCCACAUAAUCCGAGUAAAGCUAUCAUCUUCUACCAUUCACAGCACCAAUUUGAAGUAACCAUUGUUUUGAUUUUGAGGAAAAUAUCAACGCCAUGGAAGAUGGAAAUUGUGACUUUGAAGAGAAGGAAGUGGUGGAGGAUUCUGAUGACGAACACCAAGUGUUCGAUGAAAUGCCUGUUAGAGCUCGACAGUUUUAUUUUGUCAAACUUUUGCCACUUGAGAACCCAAAUACAGAUGCCAUGAUCAAGAAGGCUGAAGAGACGAUUGAAAAGACGAAUCGAGAUCAAGUUCUGAUAACCCAGAAGAUAAGGAGAAGAGUGAUGGAUAGCGAUGAUGUGAGCUCGAAAUUGUGCAGAUUAAAGUACUAUGAAUAUGAUAACGGUGAACUCAACCUGGAAUGGCACAGAGAGAGAUGGGAUAUCCUGCAUCUAUCACUAGACAAACUGACUUUUGCAAACAAUGCAUAUAAAGAGAAAUCGACAAACUCGUGCUUGUCGGGAGGGGAACUUGAUAAGCAAAGACUGUCUUUCUUGAUGGAACAUGGCCGUAAAAAUAUGGCUGAUGAGAGAAAACUAUUAAGGAAGAUAAGCGCAAGCCAAGGGAAGGAUGGUGGCACAACAGUAGAAGAACUCCAUGCUCCUAUUCAGCAACUGCGAGAGCAAAUGUGCUUCAAUUAUUGGCAGUACGAGAAAACCUCCAACGACUACAUUGCUCGUGAAAAAGCAAUUCUCAAAGACAUAAAACAACAUAAAAUUGCUAGGGAGAUUGCUAUUGCUAAUGCUGUUGUGAAUGGAAAAUUGUGGAACUCCUUGGGCUCACAAGAAGCCAUACAAGCAGAGCUUCAGGAACUCGACUACAAUUCAGAUGAGCUGAGGGAAGAUCAGAUAAGAGUAAAUGCCAAAAUUAAGAAGGUAAAGAAAGAACUAAAGAAGGUAGAAAAGGAUAUAAGUUCUCUACAAAAAUGCUUGAAUGAUACAAAUCGCAAAAACGCCGCGGCAUACAACACCAUUCUUAAGCUGAAGAAGCAGUAUGGAGAGGAGAAUGCUUGCUAUUACCAACACCAUUCCUUCAUGGAGAAAGUCGAAGUUCUUGCUAAGAAGAAAGACAUUGCAGCAGUUCAAGAAUUAGCUCAAGAACAGGUGGAAAAUUUUAUGCAGAAAUGGAAAAAUUGUCAAGAUUUCAGAAAUGAUUACAAAAAGAGAGUCAUCUCAUCUCUAAACAGUCGACACCUCGACAUCGACGGGAGGAUGAUCACCAAUCAGAAGCCACGGGACGACGACACUCGAAAAGUUAUUAAACUGGAGGCGCUUUCGAAAACUAGAUUGAAAUGGUCGAUGAAAGAUGCUGAAGAUCCCUUUGAACUUGUGUCUUGAUGAAACUAAUACAAUAAAUGUUUGUUCUCUCUGCAAAA
Momordica charantia (bitter melon) is the source of this 1539-nucleotide messenger RNA. The record is from RefSeq and is a predicted model, not a curated record. NCBI's taxonomy places the organism in Eukaryota, Viridiplantae, Streptophyta, Magnoliopsida, Cucurbitales, Cucurbitaceae.